GGACAAGUUGUCCGACGCUCCUCCUUAAUUUUUAUAGAUCAUUUUCUCGAUUUGGGUUUUUCAAAAACAUUGAAUUUUGCUUUGAUUGACAGCAAAAACAGAGCAGAGAAUCAGAGAUUGUGGGCUUGUAGCGGAGUGAAAAGGCCAAGACUGGAGAGAGUGACAGAAACGCUCCAAAGGGAGAGACUCAGGAAAUGCAAGGCGCUCUCUCUCUCUCUCUCUCUCUCUCUCUCUCUCUGUGGCUCUGGGGUAUUGGGAAGCUAAAAUCCCAAGUCAGAAAGCAAUAAUAAAAAGCCUGGUGUUUUAAAAUUUAUUAAGAAGGGAGUCCUGAUACGCUAUCCUCCUCUUAAAGCACACCAAGAUUUUGUUCACUUCACUCACCCUUCUGCGAUAUCUCUCUCUCCCCAUCUUCUUCUUCUCCAACUGUAAAAAGUUGUAUGAGAUCAUCUUGUUUUACCUUUUCUUUGUUCUAAAGUGAUACAGGCAGAAAGAAUCACGACCCAAUCAGAAAAAAAGAUGCAGAGCUUCAAAGCAGCUUCAACAAACCCAGAGUUCUACUCCCACUCGUCCUUCUAUUUCAGGGGAGACGACAGUGACCGGAACCAAACGCGUUUUGCGGAUCUUGGAGAGCUUGAACAGUCCGCUACCGCCUUCCCUCCGGAUGAUGCUGUUGUUUUAAGCCCAAGCGCAGGCUCCAUGUUCAGCUUAAAAGCAAACAAUGUUAGUGUUGUACCUGAUGGCUUGCACUACGGUGCGUUGAACGUUGGGGGUUGUUUGGACAUAGGCUCAACCAUAACCGGAACAGGAGGAGGAGGAGGGGGAGGGUGUGUGGACACAGUACAGCAGCAACCAUACAUGUACCAGCAGCAGAAAGGAAGGCCGUCGUCUGGAAAUGGACACUUUGAGAAUUGGGGUGAUAAUUCAGCCAUGGCUGACAACAGCCAGCAGACUGACACUUCAACGGAUGUUGACACCGAUGACAAAAACCAACUUCAUGGAGUGCAGCAUGGAGCACUAGUGGUAGUGGAUUCCAUGGAGCAGGCAAAGGAAAGAACUGGUGACCAAAAGACGCUACGUAGGCUGGCCCAGAACAGAGAAGCAGCAAGGAAGAGUCGACUAAGGAAGAAAGCAUAUGUCCAGCAGCUGGAAAAUAGUCGACUUAGGCUUUCGCAGCUGGAGCAAGAGCUUCAGCGAGCCCGCCAGCAGGGUAUAUUUAUUACAAAUGGACUUCCAGGGGAUCAUGGUCAUUCAGUGGCAGGAAAUGGGGCCUUGACAUUUGACUUGGAGUAUGCACACUGGCUUGAGGAACAUCAGCGGCUAAUACAUGAUAUGCGAUCAGCUGUGAAUUGCCAUAUGGGAGAUAAUGAAUUGCGGAUUCUCGUUGAUAGUGUAAUGACACAUUAUGAUGAGAUAUUCAGGUUGAAGAGCAUCGCUGCCAAGACUGAUGUGUUUCACAUGCUCUCUGGCAUGUGGCAGACGCCCACUGAAAGGUGUUUUAUGUGGUUGGGUGGAUUCCGCUCCUCCGAACUUCUCAAGAUACUUGGGAACCACCUCGAGCCCUUAACAGAUCAACAGUUGAUGGGAAUAUGCAAUCUGCAGCAAUCCUCCCAACAGGCUGAAGAUGCCUUGUCACAAGGAAUGGAAGCUCUACAACAAUCUCUUGUGGAGACACUUUCCUCGGCGAAUCAUUGCCCCACAGGUUCUGGUAAUGUCGCCGACUACAUGGGCCAAAUGGCAAUUGCUAUGGGAAAGCUGGCCACACUUGAGAAUUUCCUUUACCAGGCUGACCUUUUGAGACAGCAAACUCUGCAACAAUUGCAUAGGAUUCUGACCACUCGCCAAGCAGCUCGUGCCCUUCUUGUCAUCAGUGACUACUUCUCUCGUCUCCGAGCACUAAGUUCUUUGUGGCAAGCGCGUCCUAGGGACUAAUGUUUAUCACUCCCAGCUCGACUCGCUUUAGGAAUUACGAAAAAUUAAAUCUGCUAUUUCCCCAGUAUUAGUAAACCAGCUCCAGUGCUGAGACCAUGAAGAUGGUUAACCAUCAAAAAUGUAAAUCAGGCACUUGAGACCCCGUUCCCCCCCUGCAUAUGAUGCUUUUCCAAAUGUCAAAGAUUAGGAAGGGUUCGGAUGGUGAUUGUCUAACAUGUAAUUAAGUAAUUAAGUAAAAGAAUGUCUUCUUUGGCAAGGGUGAGUGGAUGUAUACUAAUUUAACAUUAUGCUUACGCUAAUCUCAUCAGAUUGUCAGUGGGGACUGACGACUGAGCAUUUUUGGAGAUGUUGACGAACUGGCAAGUUGUUCCCUUCCUUGGCUUUUACGCAGGUCUCGCCUAAUAUUUAAAGGGUAAUGAUUUGCAUUA
Messenger RNA from Malus domestica (apple), 2357 nucleotides. RefSeq names its product transcription factor TGA2.3. Lineage: Eukaryota; Viridiplantae; Streptophyta; Magnoliopsida; Rosales; Rosaceae. Gene Ontology annotation, molecular function: DNA-binding transcription factor activity; sequence-specific DNA binding. The record is from RefSeq and is a predicted model, not a curated record. Gene Ontology annotation, biological process: DNA-templated transcription; regulation of DNA-templated transcription.